UUACAAGGUAAAUUUUAAACCGCAGCAAACUACAAAAUGGCGGAGGGUGGAGAGCUCCAUUCAGUCUACGUAGAACAGCUUUUUCAACGGUUAUAUGGAGAAACCACAACAUCCUUUGAUAUAAACAUAGAAAAGAAAGACUUAGGGAUAGAGGUGGCAGGAGGACCAGACGAGCAACACAUCCCGGGGGACAAUGGAAUAUUUAUCACACAGAUCCUAAAGGGAGGCACAGCUGAGGAGGACGGGAGGCUGGCCGUGGGUGAUAGGAUCCUGAAGAUCAAUGACACGGAUGUCAGAAAUAUUACAAAGGAUGAGACCAUUAGACUUCUUAAUUCCACCAGAGGUACCUUAAAGAUUAUAGUGUCAAAGCCUGUUGCUGAAUUUGCUCUAACAGUAGACAGGUUACAACGUAGUCUAAACUACCUAAACACUGACACUCAAUGUUGUGCAUGUCAUACCAAAACGGAAUCUUGUUGUGAAACUUGUCUUCUUCCCCUGUGUGAAAAAUGCCAAACAAAUGUUGAAGAAGAGAGACCGGACGUGAAAAAUGCCCAGCUUCAUAGUCAAUGCUUUAUAUGCAAAAGGAAGGCAGAUUUUUCCUGCAAAUCAUGCCGACUGCCAAUCUGUUUUAAUUGCAAAACCCCAAACCCACGCCUUGAACGUUUUGUUGAACAUACGACCAGAAAUGACUUAAAAUGUUCCAUCUGCAAAAUGCCUACAGUUUAUAAAUGUGAAACAUGUAAUCUUCCCCUUUGCCAGAAUUGCAUUAUCAGUCAUGAAGACAAAGCGACAUCAGAUGCAGAUAUUUCUCUUGCCCAACACUUUGUUGAGUGUUUGUUUUGCAAAAGUAAUGCCGAGUUUUGCUGUAGGUCGUGUGGGUUACCUCUUUGCGAGAAAUGCAAGAAGGAACAUGAACUUGAUCAAAGAACAGAGAAGCAUAUGAUCGUACCAUAUGGAGACUAUUUAAAGAUAGAUCAUGCAGCAGAGGUUUGUCAGAUUCAUCCAUUUAAUAAUUAUAAUGCUUGGUGUGAAGAGUGCAAGAUUCCCGUUUGUAUCAGAUGUGUCACAGAUGCCGGACAUAAAGGUCAUUCCUUCGAAGAUUCUCAUUCUGUUUAUGAAAGAACACGAGGAAACAGCUUGGAAAACUUGAAAAAUAUCAGAGAAAAUCUUUUAGCAAAAUGUCGUUUGUUGUGUGAAGACAUUGACGCUGAUAUUCAGAAUUCGGAAACCCGUAUCUCUAUGUUCGAAGAGAAAGUAAAAUCUGAGGUGGGGCUUAUCAAACAGUUUUUAGACAUUGCAAUGAAAAAACGAAUAGAGGAAUUUAAGUCCAAAGAGGAAUGGUUUUUGGAAAGAUUGAGCUCGCAAAAAGGGGAAUUAUCCUGUUUCAUUUCAUACCUCAAAGGAAUUUCUGGUGAGUACGAGAAAAGACUGUAUUCUAAAGAAUUCGCUGGUCUACUUGAGUACCAUAGCAAGAUCCAGUCAGAAAAGAUAAAAGAAAUUCCAGACCUUCCUCUAUUCUCUCCCCCUGGCAUAAACGAAAAGUUUAUUGUCUAUGAAGAUGUCUCCAAGCUUUUGAGUUCUGUAUUAAGUUCUCGACACACGGGCAAAGUUCGAGAGGUUGACAAAAUUAUUCACGAAUCCAAAGAGGAGAAUGUUUUAAAGAUAUCCCCGAUACGUCCGGAAGCUACUUUCUACAUUCAUGGAUUAAAGACUUGUGACAGCAUAGAUGUUUUUCAAAGCAACGUUUGGAUAAAAAAAUCUGAAAACAUGCUUGUACAGCUUGAUAGACAAUGGGGGGCAAAAGACAAUAUUGAAGUUGAUCAUGUUGAACGAUUAGCAAUCGCAAAUGGUAGGGAAGUUUUUUAUACAGAUUCUAAAAACAACUGCAUAAUGAAUCUGAAACACUCUGACGUAAAUCUCUUUGUUGAAACAAAUCCAUGGAGCCCAGGUGCCAUCUGCGCUUCAAGACUCACCAAUGACCUUCUUGUUGGACUGAAAACGUCCAAUGAGUCGAAAAUUGUGCGUAUCAAUGAGGAUGGAAAGACAACACAGAGCAUCCAGUUUGAUAAUUCUGAGAAGCCACUUUUUAUCUUUCCACAUUAUGUAGCUGAGAAUAUCAAUGGAGACAUCUGUGUAUCUGAUAAAAAUGGCGCUGUAGUUGUGGUGGAUAAGACAGGCGUCCACCGCUUCUCUUAUUAUGGACAACCCUCGGCAUGGAGGUUGUUCGCGAAAAGAAUUUUACCUUUGGGACUUUGCACUGAUGCCUUGGGACACAUCAUUGUAUGUGAUAAGUACGAACUAACAAUUCAUGUCAUCGACAAAAACGGGCAAUUCAUCACCUUCAUCAAAACGAUAGACAUUCAAGCUCCUCUAGAUGUUAGUGUUGAUAAGGAUAAUAACUUAUGGGUUGUUCAGAAGUCAUCGGACACUCUUAGAGUUUUCCACUAUUUGUCACAACAUGAAAAUGCAUGAACUUUUCUUUUUCUUUCUUUUUUGAAAGAAUAAGUUCUCUGUUCUUUUGAGAAAGAACAAGUUCAUGGAGAAAAUCCUUGUUUGAUAGCUAUUCUAUGCAAUUGUUCCUAGCUUUGAUGCCAUUUGUAUAUAGCAUUUUUGUUGAUGACAGAGAAUGUGCUUUCUAUAAUUUUUGUCUUCUAAGGAGGCCAGGUAACCAGGAAAGUACAUCAAAAUAAAGAAUACUUAGUAAUUUGUAUGAUUGCCAUAAAUUUCGUUUCGUACGAAAUAAAAUGUUGAGUAGAAAUCUAUGAAAAUUAUCAGAUUUCUACAUAUCAACCUUUUUGCUCUCCUGUAGAAACCUGUGUUCUGAACUAUAUUGUGUGGGAUCUUAAUCUUUUGUAUUCUGUUUUUCUUUUCGUGAAUGCCUCUUUAUCAUAUAAAAAUUUACUAGCAUUUGUCUUUAUUACAAAAUGUUUAAAGUCCAGGGAUUUUUUUUAUA
Messenger RNA from Saccostrea cuccullata (small rock oyster), 2953 nucleotides. RefSeq lists its product as uncharacterized. The transcript is spliced from 5 exons. Bases 37 to 2472 code for a protein of 811 amino acids. Gene Ontology annotation, cellular component: basolateral plasma membrane; cell junction. Lineage: Eukaryota; Metazoa; Mollusca; Bivalvia; Ostreida; Ostreidae. Gene Ontology annotation, biological process: establishment or maintenance of epithelial cell apical/basal polarity; cell-cell adhesion; receptor clustering. Gene Ontology annotation, molecular function: zinc ion binding; protein binding. The record is from RefSeq and is a predicted model, not a curated record.